AUGGACAAUAAUGUGGAAACUCCAAAUGCUCUGCCAGCGCCUACGCCGUCCCUUCCUAACGGACUCCCUCGCACAGCGCCUACGCCGUCCCUUCCUAACGGACUCCCUCGCACAGCGCCUACGCCGUCCCUUCCUAACGGACUCCCUCGCACAGCGCCUACGCCGUCCUUUCCUAACGGACUCCCUCGCACAGCGCCUACGCCGUCCCUUCCUAACGAACUCCCUCGCACAGCGCCUACGCCGUCCCUUCCUAACGGACUCCCUCGCACAGCGCCUACGCCGUCCCUUCCUAACGGACUCCCUCGCACAGCGCCUACGCCGUCCCUUCCUAACGGACUCCCUCGCACAGCGCCUCUGCCGUCCCUUCCUAACGGACUCCCUCGCACAGCGCCUCUGCCGUCCCUUCCUAACGGACUCCCUCGCACAGCGCCUACGCCGUCCCUUCCUAACGGACUCCCUCGCACAGCGCCUACGCCGUCCCUUCCUAACGGACUCCCUCGCACAGCGCCUACGCCGUCCCUUCCUAACGGACUCCCUCGCACAGCGCCUACAGCGUCCCUUCCUAACGGACUCCCUCGAACAGCGCCUACAGCGUCCCUUCCUAACGGACUCCCUCGAACAGCGCCUACGCCGUCCCUUCCUAACGGACUCCCUCGUACAGCGCCUACGCCGUCCCUUCCUAACGGACUCCCUCGCGUAGCGCCUACGCCGUCCCUUCCUAACGGACUCCCUCGCACAGCGCCUACGCCGUCCCUUCCUAACGGACUCCCUCGCACAGCGCCUACGCCGUAUCCUUCUCUCAGCCCUCUGCACCUCAGCCUCAUUUUGAUUCUUGUGUUUGUGUUGCAGUUUGGCUAUAGCUCACAGCUACGCCACUUCCUGUCCUUCUUCGUGGACUAG
Molecule: messenger RNA, 900 nt
Organism: Knipowitschia caucasica
Lineage: Eukaryota; Metazoa; Chordata; Actinopteri; Gobiiformes; Gobiidae
Source: the annotation of a GenBank genome assembly